Molecule: messenger RNA, 1248 nt
Organism: Chaetomium globosum CBS 148.51
Lineage: Eukaryota; Fungi; Ascomycota; Sordariomycetes; Sordariales; Chaetomiaceae
Exons: 7
Coding region: 1-1248 (415 amino acids)
Source: RefSeq, a predicted model, not a curated record
AUGCGUUUCGCCGAAGUCGCAACCCGUGCUCUGAUGGCAACUGCUCUGGACGUCCUCGACAGCGAACGUCAAGAACCUCGCCCAACCCCGCUGGCUGCUUGUCCGUCAGUCCAGCUGCCGCUCCAACGAAGAAUCCUGCGGCUCGAGGUGUAUGGUCGCAGGCCAGCGUGUGCUGCGCUGCCGGCUGCUGCCCGGAUGGAGAGAACCUGCCGCGGUGCCGGCGGAAGCAGCUGCGCUCCUGGCUACGAGACUUGUGGCCUUAGGUGCAUGCCCGAGGGCGCCGUCUGCUGCCCGUUGGGCGGCUACUGCAACGCGGGCUACACCUGCACGAGCGACAACAAGUGCUCCCCGUCCUCGGGCGGCGGAAGCAGCGGCGGGGGCGGAGAUAGUGGUGGAGGCGGCGGCAGCGGCAGCGACACCUGCGGCGCCGGCAGAAUGGAAUGCGACUCGGACUACUGCAUCCCCAGCGACGGCACCUGCUGCAGCAUCGGCCUGGGCAAGUACUGCAGGGACGGCUACUACUGCGUCCCCGGCGGCUGCUGCCGCAACGGACGCACCUGCUCGGGCGGUAGCUCAGGCGGCGACGACGACGACGACGACGACGACGCCAGCACCACGAGCCGAACGCUCAUCCGGCCAAGCUCGUCGUCGACCCCGGAGCCCACCUCGACCGACUCGGAGGAGACCUUCCCCACCCCGACCGACGACGGCAGCGACGACGGCACGUCGUCCGGCUUUGGCGGCAGUGAUGAUGGUAGCACCGGCGGCGGUGACGGUUCGAAUGAUGAGCCCUCGGAGUCGGUGGGUGGUGGUGGCUUCUCCCCUGCGCCGACCGGGUUCGGGGGAUAUUUCUUUCCAAACAAAUCGAGUAAGAGGCAAGGCCCGUCCGAACUGCGGGAGUUCUUGCAGAUCCUGAACCUGUUGCUCGUGUUGGAACCGAGAAUACCACCACACCCUGGGAUGAGCACUAAUACUAAGGGCUUGCCGGAUGACAUGGAAGGGGCGGUUCCGUACUUCUUAUACGCAACCCAAUACAUGUCUGUUUCCGAGGGAGUUCGUUAUGUCGGUUGUCGCGACCACGUUGCCGUUGAUGAUACGCUAUUACUCUCCCAUCGCUUUGGUGGCCGCUUUCUUCAUUUCCUGGAUACUGCACGGAUAUCCGCCUUCAUCGCCGUCAUCCAUCUCGCUCCUAGGAGCAUCGAGGGAGGGGCGCAACGUCUUGUUCUCAGUUUGCGUAGACAAAAUUGA